CUGGCUGGCAGGUAUGUUGUGGUCGCGUGCUAGCUGCAAGCGUGCUGUGCUGUGGGGUUGGGCGUGAGUAUUGCUUGUUACGUUAACGAGGAACAGCGUCAAGAGUGUUUCGUUCGCUGAACGGCCUGCAGGUGCUAGUGAUCCCGCGGCAGUGUGACGUGGAAAAAAGACUUCGAGUCGCCGACGACCGCUGCAAUAGCGACCUAAAAUAAAGGCCGGAGGUCACCAAAUAGCGAUGGAUCCAGUGAAAGUUCUCAUCUUUGGAAGCAUAGCCACAGCUGAAGACUUCGAGAACGAUGACCUCUUCGUGCACUACUUCUUUCAUCUGGAAAAUGGCUGGACUUCGUCGUCGUCGCCGCUGUUCGGCGUGACGCAGUGUUCCCGAACCAAGUCCAAAGGACGCGCGGAGGUGGCGCACUUCUCACACCCAUUCGAGCUAGAAUUGGAGAACACAGCGGGCAGUUCAGACCAGGAAGGUUUUGCGGUGAUCGGCCGGCUGUUCAUCGAGGUGCUGUCUUUGGAUUGCUGGAGCAGGCUGCGCGCCGUAGGAUACGCAUACUGUGACCUGCUGGCGAUUCCCGGCCAGAGGGAGCUGUCCCUGCUCACGUGGCGGCCCCUGUCCCGCAGCUUGGUCUCGCGCAUGCGCAGAUUCUUCACGGGCGGAGACCCCCCUCUGGAAGACCUUCGCGUCUUGGGCCCGCCUCCCAGAGUUUCAGCCUCCUCCGGACAAAACGGUGACGCGCUGGAACGGAGCAAGCGGAUGAGCAGGUACUCGCUUCUCACGGAAUCCAGCGGAUCUGUCAAGGUGCUGCUGAACGUCGUGAGCCAGACCACGUUCAAAGCCAGGGAGGCCGAGAUUGCACGACGAGUUCUGGGGUCGAUCGGACAGGCAGGUGAGCGAGUCGAGCAUCACGGCUGUGCUGGCGUCGUUCCAUCGGGCCAGAAGCAGGAUGCUGGCAGCACGCGCCAGGCACACAGCCCAUGGCCCAGACCUGAGUGCUUCUCUGCUGCUCUGACCACUACAUAACACACACAAACUCUCGCAGAAACAGUGUCAAAGUAGCACACAGCUUGUAAAAUUGAGGUCUUGUCUAUCUGCAGACUAGUACUACACUCAAACCUCAAUAUAACAUGGAUAUAACGAAAUAUUGAUUAUAACGAAGUAAAUGAAAAAUAGGUUUGUAACAGAUACAGUGUGAGGAAUAACCUUCAUAACAAAUUUUCGGAUAUAACAAACUUGCUUUUUUGUAAGAUGCAAGCUUCGUUAUAAUGAGGUUUGGGUGUAGUACGUCAAAAAGUGAAUCUGAGAAAAAAAUUGAAUGUCAUUGAAGUGUUUGAUGCCCAUGUGAAAACAAAUUGUAUCCUCGAGUUUUUGCAUUUGGUCACACAGCUGCACUGGACUUUGACAUCUUUUUUUCUUUCUUUUUGAGAAUGCAUAAACAAAGUAGAUUGCAGGUGGUGCUCACAUUGUUGCACAUAUGAAGACACUACUGGGAUCAGCAGUGUGAACUCUCUUUGCUGUGAAUGACUAAUAUAUGCCAGGAUUUAGCUGCUAGCUGCAGGAUGCAUUUUGUCAUCAGGCCCAAAGGGUGGGUCAACACCCCUUCAGACUUCAAAUUAGCUCACGAAACACAAGGUAGAUUGCAGAUCAUUGGUCGCGUCCUUCAUUCAGCUGUGAACAAUGAAUAAGCUGUUAACAACCAAUUCAAAUAUGUUCUCAUCCUUCUCAAAAUACACUUCAAGGUGAGUAACUUGAAGAUACACCACAUAAAAAAUAAGACAGUAAUGACUUGCAUUCUUGUGGAAGAAUCACUUUAUGUGAUAAUUUCACAUCAGAGCACAGUUGCAUCUAGCAACAGUUGACAACAAAUUGCAAUAAAACAAUGAAUUCGGGUCUCAGUUCAGUCCAUAAAGCAUGAACGAUCUUGUUUAUGUUACGCAAAAGAGGUCAAUGAAAUCACAGUAUGAAUACAUCCAAUGAAAAGAAAAAAAAUCACAAGCUUAACAUCUUUGGUGGCAAUGGAAAUUGCCCUUUUCUAGAUCUCCAAGAUUUAGAGCUGUUUCACAUAUAAUUCUAGUGCCAGCUGUACAAUGAAAAAACUAAGAAGGUGUGCGUAAAAAGAAUGCAGCAAUUGAAUAAUGUUGCCACAAUUAGCCUUAUACAAAUUCAAUUAUGUAAAUAUAAACAUGGCUUACAAUCCCGAAAUACAUAAUUGGCCUUCGUUAAAAACAGAUCAACCUUCUUUGGCAAGCAACAAAAUAAUGCUCCAGUUCAAUUAUGACAAAAAGGAUAGAAUAUAAAAACAGAAAAGAAAAACGAAAUAGACAAACACAAGCAAAAGGUAAUUGGUUGUGUCUGUGAGAGCACUUAAAAAAGAUAAUGCGUUGUGUAGAGCGACUUGACACACCUAAACAGUGUUGUCAAAAUAGCCAUUGAAGAUUGAGAAUACCAUCUAAAUGUCAGCUGAUAAAAUGCACAAAUUCAUUCUGUACAUACUAUUCAAAUUAUGCAGUUCAUUUCUAUAAUCUUUUCAUAAUCAGAAAAUGGUAAAAAAA
Rhipicephalus microplus (southern cattle tick) is the source of this 2556-nucleotide messenger RNA. Its product is annotated as tectonic-like complex member MKS1. Gene Ontology annotation, cellular component: MKS complex. Gene Ontology annotation, biological process: cilium assembly. The record is from RefSeq and is a predicted model, not a curated record. NCBI's taxonomy places the organism in Eukaryota, Metazoa, Arthropoda, Arachnida, Ixodida, Ixodidae.